Molecule: messenger RNA, 3546 nt
Organism: Phragmites australis (common reed)
Lineage: Eukaryota; Viridiplantae; Streptophyta; Magnoliopsida; Poales; Poaceae
Product: auxilin-related protein 1-like
Exons: 8
Coding region: 126-3002 (958 amino acids)
Biological process (GO): clathrin coat disassembly; clathrin-dependent endocytosis
Cellular component (GO): vesicle; cytoplasm; intracellular membrane-bounded organelle
Molecular function (GO): clathrin binding
Source: RefSeq, a predicted model, not a curated record
AUCCCCCCCACGCCCUCCUUGAAGCCGUCAACACCCAAACCCCGCGUAGACACCCCCCUCACCCCUCCCGAUUCCGGCGCCCGCCAAUCCGUUCCGGCGCAGCCAGAGGCGUCCUCGGUCCGGCCAUGGCCGACCCCGUCCUCGUCGACGACCUCGGCCUCUUCAGGCCACCGCCGGCCUCCGUCUACGACGACAUGUUCGACUCCUGCUUCAACCGCGCGGCCGAGGCCCCCGAGCCGUCGUCCGCGGCCUCCUCAUCCUCGCCGUCGCCGCGCCCGCCCGUGUUCGACAAGCCGAUCUUCGACGACGAUCCCGACGCGGCCGAUGUCGACCCCUUCGACGCGAUCCCCUUGUUUGGAGGUGGCGUCGGCGGCGGCGGCGGUGAAGGGGAGGAGAACUUCCUCGGUGGCCUCGGGAGCGCGGCGAAGCCAGAGGGGAAGAGGGAGCCGGAGGUGGCGGGGUUUGAUGACGACUUGAUGCCUGGGCUUGGUGGGAGCGCCAGGUCGACGGAGCCGGUGAGGGAGGCGGAGACGGACCAGGAGGCGCCGGGGUUUGACGACGAUUCGGUCCCUGGGUUUGGUGGGAGCACGAAGCCGGCGCCGCAAGCGGAGCCCGAGGUGGUGGGGUUUGAUGAUGGUGUGAUCCCUGGGUUUGGUGGGAGCACGAACCAUGACGAUUCGGCAAGGGAGGAUCCUAUAACAAGAGAAGAAAGUGAAUCAAUUUCGUCCAGCAAAAUGAGUGUGAGCAUGCCGGAAGAUCCUUUUGUCAUUUUAGGUGCUAUGCCCAAAUCGGGAUAUUCAUCCUUUAGAUUGUUUUCAGACCAUUUGGAUAACAUCGGCAUGCCUGCGAAGUCAGGGAACACAAAGGUUGAUGCCCCUUCUAAUACUAGUGUGGUGUUUCAGAGCUCUGAUAUUUUUGCUGGGUUUCCAAAAGCCAUGCCAUCCUAUUCAUUUACAUCUGAAAAAAAGAGCGAUACAACUGAAAGGAGAUCUGUAGAUAACAUAAAUAGCAUGAGUCAUUGCAAUCAGACGGCUCAGGAAAAGCCAGUCCAACGAGCUUCAGCAGAAGCGCAUGGCAAUGUAUUGCCUGUGAUGAACGUCUUUGAGCCAUCUGUUCUCCAUGAAGUACCUGGCACCACUGGUUUCCAGACUUUAAACCCAUUUGCUAUGGAUAUGCCAGAUGAAUUGCCAGAGGAGAAUCAAUAUUCAAAAAUGCCUAAUGAUGUGUGGCUAACUGUUUCAGAUAUUGCUCUAGUGACACAACCUACAAGUGUACCACCUCCUUCACGUCCUCCACCUCCACUUGCCACCAAGCAACCACUAACUGAAUCUGUCACUAGCAAAACAUAUCCUCAUCUUCAUAAUCAAGGCUUCCAUCAUUCCGUUAGUUCUGCAAAUACUUCUAAAACAUCCCAAAUUAAUGAACUGGAAGAUUUUUUCAUGGCAAAGCCUGCUAAGUUUGCCAAUGGGCAUCCACAAGCUCUAAAUCAUGAAGGAAAGGAACAAUACUCUUCUACAGCUACUGUAAGUUUCAUGGAUUGGGCUGAAUUGAGACAUUCUAAAGGGAUAAACCAAGGGGCUUUCGAUUCUAUGUUCACUAGCAGUCAGUAUCGACAGCAGGAAAUAGACGAGAAAAUAGAGUUUUGUUCUCAUGAAAUGGAAAAUAUAAAUGAAGAAGGGAGAGUAGAGAAUGAACGAAGACAAAGAGAACAUGAAGAGGAGCAAAGAAGUGCAGAAAUGGAGAGGGAAGAAGAGCUUGAGAGGGAAAGAGAAAAGGUGAGACAAAGGGAACAAGAGGAGCGAAAGAGGUGUGAGAAAGAGAGAGAGGCCAGGCAGGCUGUAGAGAAGGCCAUUCGGGAGGCACGCGAAAGAGCAGGUGCUGAAGCACGCAUGCAAGCUGAGAGGAUGGCUCGUCAAAGGGCGGAACGAGCUGCAGUACAGAAAGUAGCAGCAGAAGCUCGUGAGAGAGCUGUGGUGGAGGCAAAGGAAAGAGCUGCAAAGGCUGCUGCAGAAGCUAAGGAAAGAGCAGCAGCAGAGGCUAGGGAAAGGGCUGAAGCAGAAUCAAGGGAAAGUGCCGCCAAAGCUGCUGCAGAAGCAAGGGAGAAGGCAGCAGCAGAAUCUCAGGAGAAAGCUGCUGCAGAAGCUCGGGCAAAAGCUGAGCGAGCUGCUGUUGAGAAAGCUGCAGCAGAAGCAAGGAGGAGGGCUGAAAGAGCAGUUUUUGAGAGGGUUGCUGCUGAAGCUCGACAAAGGGCUGCUAAUGAAGCUAGAGAAAGGGCUGCAGCUGAAGCACGGGCAAGAGAAAAUAAGCAUAGAACAGCAACAGCGCAACCUGAUCUUGAGUCUAUCUUUGGUAUGCCUUCUAGAUCAAGCAGUGUAUCAAGAUCACAAACUGCAACAACGAAUCCUUUUGAUGUUCAACCUCAAGGUAGUUCUGGUUCUGGUACUGUGAGGACAUCUUCGGGUUCAGCUUCUCCCUUCGCUCAGCCUUCAUCAAGCAAUCUUAUGGAUGACUUAUCUUCUAUAUUUGGAGCACCUUCAUCAUCUGCUGUAUUUCAAGAAUUGGAUGGAGAGAGUGAAGAAAGAAGGAAGGCAAGAUUAGAGCGUCACCAAAGGACAAUGGAGCGUGCGGCAAAAGCUCUUGCUGAAAAAAAUGAGCGUGAUUUGCAAGCUCAGCAGGAGCAGGAAGAGCGACAUAGAAUUGGUGAAACACUUGAUUUUGAGAUAAAGAGGUGGGCUGCUGGGAAGGAAGGCAACUUACGGGCCUUGCUAUCAACAUUGCAAUAUAUUCUUUGGCCUCAAUGUGGCUGGCGACCUAUAUCAUUGACUGAUUUAAUUACAGCUGCAUCUGUCAAGAAAGAAUACAGGAAAGCUACAUUGUGCAUCCAUCCUGAUAAGGUGCAGCAAAAGGGUGCAAAUCUUCAACAGAAAUACAUUGCAGAAAAGGUGUUUGACCUUCUAAAGGCAGCAGGGACUUCGUUCUGGAGAGUGGAGGGCUCGAUUUGAACAUUCCCUAAUCAGCUCCAUUGAGUCCAAGCUCGCUGCUGCAGGUUCUCGAGCUCGAUCCCGGUGAUUCCUUGCCGGAUUUGCCAAGCUCUGCUUCUAAUUUCGUCUCCUUGUCGUUCCAGCCACCACUAGGUGCUGAUUUAUGCCGUUGAUGGUCAAUUUUUGCCACACGGCUCGGUUUGUUCUCUGUUGGCUGCCGGAUUCGAGGAUGAUAUGACGACGUGGAGGGGUUGUGUGGCGUGGCAGUGAUUGAGCAAACGUGCAGCCAAAGUUUGCCCGUGCAGGAGAGCCGAUUUGGCUCUCCCACGUGGGCAAGGAUUUCCUUGCCAGCCUGGGCUAGAUUGUCUGGCAAAGCAAGGUUUUGGAAGAGAACCAAACACAUAGCCUUGCUAGGCAAGGAGAGGCAAGCCCUUGCCUAGGAACCAAACGUGCCCUACAUUUCAGCUGUUAUUUUAGCUCGUUGCUGCAUCUGUGAUUCAAAUGCAUUCUUAGUGUUAUGACAUGAAACAUUUUCACGACUUGCAAGCGAUGGUGUUAUUCUAUU